AUGGAAGACAUUAAAGUGUGUAGAAUAUGCCUCGUUAUGGAUGUUAAAAUGUUCGACCUGCAAUCUUAUCCUCUAGGAACUUACUAUGAACUAAUUGUAGGAGUAAACCCACUAAAGUUGGCAGAUCUGCCGCAACUUGCCUGUUACGAGUGUGCCACAUUAGUCAAGAAGUUCUUUUUCUUCCGUGAGAAAUGUCUGAGGGGACAAGCUGCUCUAUGUGGUAUACUGCAUUCAUCGGGAAAGAUAACAUCGGAAGGGAUAAAACAGAUUGACAGACAAUAUUUAUAUUUGAAGUCAAACCUCUCUGUAGUUAAUUUAGAAGAGUAUAAAGACUUUACUUUUACUUAUGAAAAUAAAACUAAAGAUGAUAUCAAAGAAGAGUUAUUUGAUCUAGAGGAAAGUAAUCAGGAAUUUGAUGAUGAACUAGAAAAACCCUUCGAACUAGAAGAGAGUAUUCAAGAGUGUGGUGUGGAGGCGGAAGAUAUAAAAGAAGAAUAUUGUUUUGAUGAAAUCCCGGCAACACUAUCAAGUGAUGACAAUGAACCGUUAUCUCUUCAUAAAACUAAUAAAGAGAAGCAGCUUAAAAAGACAUUGGUUAAAAAGAAGCGAAGGAAGUUAAUAAAGAAGGAGGAACAUGAAGGGCCUGAUUCAGAAAAUAAGCCUGAAGAGAAUUUAAAUUUUACAGAGAGUGCAGAUGACAGUCAAAUGUUGCCUCCAGAUAUUAGAGAAAUUGUUAAAAGCAAACGCAAGAGAGGUCGUCCGCGAAAAAUUGUAGAGGGAACAGUGGAAACAAAAGAACAGAAGCCAAGAAGAACGAGGAACACGGGAGGACUACCUGAUGAUGAGACAGACUUAGAGGACUAUGUCACUAUCAUAAAAUUAACGGUGGAGGAACAGAUUGAAGAGAUAACGAAGCGCAAGACUUCCUCCAACUAUCUGAACGCGUCCUUCCAGUGCAAUUUGUGCUAUAAAGGUUUCAUAGACACGCACGCGUGGAAACAUCACGUGGGGAAACACGAUCCAAGCGCAGGCGAUUUGGAGUGUUCGAUCUGCAAGUUCCGUUUCAAAACGAAGCGGACGCUGCAGAAGCACGUCACCAACCACGAGAAGAAGUACGCCUGCAAAGCUUGCCCUUAUGUCUCGAAGACAACGACACAAGCGAAACAACACCAGAGAUGGCAUAAAGGCGUCACAUAUAAAUGCCAAUACUGCGAUGAAAUAUCGACCAAGUGGACGUCGUACCUGAGCCACGUGCGCAUGAAGCACCCGUCGCAGCACAUCUGCGGCGCGUGCGGAUACUCCUUCGUGAGCCGCCUCGGCCUCGCCAUGCACCGCACCAUGAUGCACAAGGACCUCGAGAAGUUAGAAGCAGAAGAAAGUGAAGAAGGUCCGUACUGCGAGCAAUGUGACGUAAAAUUCUUAACAGAAGAAGCUUGGAAAAGACACAUGGUGACUUCAGUGAAGCAUACGCAGAGCACUGAUUUUAAUACGGGAUGCCGGGUUUGCGGGGAGACAUUCAGUAACGCAGAAGAAUUACGUCUGCACCAUAGAACGGAACACGCUCGGAAGAGGCCCAAGAACUACGGCAAGAAGCCGUCCAAUCUCGCCUGGCCCACAGAAUGCGAACAUUGUUCGGAGAAGAUAGCGAAUGCACGAGACUAUUGGACUCACUUUCGACGCGUACAUCCUGAUAAAAACUAUCCUAUUCAGAAGAAUUACAUCUGUGAUAUUUGCGGCAAGAGUUUUCGGGGCAAUGCAUUUUUGGUGUACCACAAACGAACACACUCCGAAGAGCGUGCAUACAAGUGUGCUCAAUGUCCGAAAGCGUUCUUCAACCGCACCAACCUGCAGAUGCACGAACGCACGCACUCCGAUGUGCGGCCGCACCCCUGCCCGGUCUGCUGCAAGGCGUUCAAGUGCAAGGGCGCGCUCGAGCGGCACUCGCGAAGCCACACUGGAGUAAAACCGUACGAGUGCGAAGUAUGCGGCAAGGCGUUCGCGCAGUCCAACAGCCGCAAGUUGCACCCGCAGCCGCCUCGAGCACCGCAACCGCCUCGCGCACCAGCUCUACUGACCGCACCAGCUCUACUGCACGCUACUGGACUCUACUGCGCACCACAAGCAGCCUUCGCCGUACAUCAGCCGCAGCUGCCUCGAGCGCCGCAACCGCCUCGCGCACCAGCUCUACUGACCGCACCAGCUUCACUGCACGUUACUGGGCUCUACUGCGAGCCACAAGCAGCCCUCGCCGUACAUCAGCCGCAGCCGCCUCGAGCACCGCAACCGCCUCGCGCACCAGCUCUACUGACCGCACCAGCUCUACUGCACGCUACUGGACUCUACUGCGCACCACAAGCAGCCUUCGCCCCGCAGCUGCCUCGAGCGCCGCAACCGCCUCGCGCACCAGCUCUACUGACCGCACCAGCUUCACUGCACGUUACUGGGCUCUACUGCGAGCCACAAGCAGCCCUCGCCGUACAUCAGCCGCAGCCGCUUAGAGCGCCGCAAACGCCUCGCGCACCAGCUCUACUGACUGCACCAGCUCUACUGCACGCUACUGGACUCUACUGCGCACCACAAGCAGCCCUUGCCGUACAUCAGCCGCAGCCGCUUAGAGCGCCGCAACCGCCUCGCGCACCAGCUUUACUGACUGCACCAGCUCUACUGCACGCUACUGGACUCUACUGCGCACCACAAGCAGCCCUCGCCGUACAUCAGCCGCAACCGCCUCGAGCGCCGCAACCGUCUCGCGCACCAGCUCUACUGACCGCACCAGCUCUACUGCACGCUACUGGACUCUACUGCGCACCACAAGCAGCCCUCGCCCUGCAGCUGCCUCGAGCGCCGCAACCGCCUCGCGCACCAGCUCUACUGACCGCACCAGCUUCACUGCACGUUACUGGGCUCUACUGCGAGCCACAAGCAGCCCUCGCCGUACAUCAGCCGCAGCCGCUUAGAGCGCCGCAACCGCCUCGCGCACCAGCUCUACUCACUGCACCAGCUCUACUGCACGCUACUGGACUCUACUGCGCACCACAAGCAGCCCUUGCCGUACAUCAGCCGCAGCCGCUUAGAGCGCCGCAACCGCCUCGCGCACCAGCUUUACUGACUGCACCAGCUCUACUGCACGCUACUGGACUCUACUGCGCACCACAAGCAGCCCUCGCCGUACAUCAGCCGCAGCCGCCUCGAGCGCCGCAACCGCCUCGCGCACCAGCUCUACUGACCGCACCAGCUCUACUGCACGCUACUGGACUCUACUGCGCACCACAAGCAGCCCUCGCCGUACAUCAGCCGCAGCCGCCUCUAGCGCCGCAACCGCCUCGCGCACCAGCUCUACUGACCGCACCAGCUCUACUGCACGCUACUGGACUCUACUGCGCACCAUAA
This is a messenger RNA of Parnassius apollo (apollo), 3390 nucleotides long. NCBI's taxonomy places the organism in Eukaryota, Metazoa, Arthropoda, Insecta, Lepidoptera, Papilionidae. The record is from the annotation of a GenBank genome assembly.